This is a messenger RNA of Penicillium concentricum, 1587 nucleotides long. RefSeq names its product Zn(II)2Cys6 transcription factor domain-containing protein. Gene Ontology annotation, biological process: positive regulation of transcription by RNA polymerase II. Gene Ontology annotation, molecular function: transcription cis-regulatory region binding; DNA-binding transcription factor activity, RNA polymerase II-specific; zinc ion binding. The record is from RefSeq and is a predicted model, not a curated record. NCBI's taxonomy places the organism in Eukaryota, Fungi, Ascomycota, Eurotiomycetes, Eurotiales, Aspergillaceae. The transcript is spliced from 3 exons. Gene Ontology annotation, cellular component: nucleus. Bases 1 to 1587 code for a protein of 528 amino acids.
AUGGGCUCGACUCUCGACAGUAUAUGUAAUACAUGGAAUGAUGACUCCAUGGCUGGCCCACGCUCGCCCGCCAGAUGGCAACGCAAGCGAAAGUCCCGAGGGCGCGGGUUGCGGACUAAGGACGGAUGCCUGACGUGUCGGAAGCGGCACAUGAAAUGUGAUGAAGUUAAGCCGACAUGUGGCCCGUGUGCCAAAAAGGAAAAGAUAUGUGACUACGCCAACUUGAGCCAACACAACGUCGACUCUGCAGCCACCAACAAGGCCGGUCCGAGGGAUCUUCCUAUUUCAUCAAACACGCAGCAAACAUCGCCUCCAGCGGGGGACAUUGACCAUAUCUCAAGUGAUUACAACGAAGGUCCAGUGCACUACCAACCGCAUGGAGCCUCUGAUCAUGCUGGGACUGCUUCGGAAGCGGACCCUGAUCCCCAUCCACCAGACCUGCUGGAAUAUCAACUGGAGAACGAGCAGAUUCUGAGCCAGAGUCCGGAAGGUGUGCAUGGCGAUUACUUGUCACCAUCCACCGCAUCAUUAGCGGCAGUACGAUGGUUAGGGCUACUAGCAAGUGGCUUUCCCAGCGAUGGCCCACAGCUAUCGACUCUCUCUGAUACCUGGGAGACCCAACCCCUCACGCUUGGAUACCAGAGUGGUGAUGGUCCACCACAGCCCAGCUCGCUACAGCGAGCGACUCAGGUGUUAGAUGGCCCUGCUGGCAGGACCGCCAGUCAAGAUGUGACUGCCACCCAGGACGUGACGGAUGGCCCCUUCACUGAGCGCAGCGCGUUGGUGGAUGGACAGCUUUGGCAGUCACGGGAACCAAUAGAGCUUUCACCGGCGGAGCAAACGUUGUUUGAGCAUUUUAUACAUCACGUUAGCCCCUGGUUGCACAAUGCUGGGCUUCUGAAUGCCAUACUAGCUCUUGCCUUUCGGCACCUGGCCUUAAACCCUAGUCUAGAUGAUCAAGACAUCACAAGCAAGCCGGAAGGAGCCCUCCAAUACUACUACCAAACCCUCCAUUACGUGGGAAGGGCUAUGCAGUCUAGUGCCUACAAGAUGAGCCAGGAGCUGCUUUCAACUGCCUUGAUAAUUUCCGCCUAUGAAAUGCUCGACAACUCUACUGAUGACUGGGAGCGUCACCUAGAAGGAGUCUUCCUAAUCCAAAGAUCUCAAACGAUACACGGAGAAACUGGAGGGCUAAGCUCAGCCGUCUGGUGGGCAUGGCUGUGCCAGGACAUAUGGGCUGCUUUCCGCGAGAAACGCAAGACUCUUACGUUUUGGGUUCCACAAAAGCCUCUCUCUGCGUUAUUACCGCACGAGCUCGCUACGCGCUCUAUCUAUAUCACCGCAAAGGUGGUCAGUUACUGUGCCACUGUGACAACCCAAGAAAACAUCCAAUAUCAAAUUAAUGAAGCAAUGCGACUUCGGAUUAUGUUAGAAGACUGGCAACGGCAUCUGACCGUUGAGUUCUCCCCAUUGCCGGUUAGGUCACGCGAGGCCUCAUGCUUUCAGCCCAUAUGGAUUAGUCCACCAGCUUUUGGUAUGUAUUCUCAUGGAAACCUUGUUAUGGCCGGUGGAAACAAACUAAUUUAG